AAUCAAAUCAGACACCAUGUAUUGACUGUACCUGCCUACCCUACCCCCUGGGCUCCUGCCCUCCUCUCAGCCAUCCGUCGUUGCCAAGGUUUCCGUGUACGCGCUGCCUGCGCGAGCGGAGCCGCGCGAUUGUCAUACAGUAUUGGCAGACAUGGCGGCGGAUCUACAACCCGAGUGGAUUUCUUGUCUCCCUUCUUCGUGGAGUUAUGGGGUUACUCGGGAUGGACGCGUCUUCUUCGUUAACGAAGAAGCCAAGAGUACAACCUGGCUGCAUCCAGUGAGUGGCGAGGCGGUAAUAACCGGGCACAGAAAAACUCCAGACCUACCCACUGGAUGGGAAGAAGGAUAUACUUUCGAGGGGGCAAGGUGCUUUAUCAAUCACAAUGAGCGGAAGGUGACCUGCAAGCAUCCUGUCUCGGGCUUACCAUCACAAGACAACUGCAUCUUUGUCGUCAACGAACAAUCGUCCUCCAAAGUGCCAGCGAAUGAGAAGAAGGAACGAGCAGUAAAAAACAUGAGUGAGGCCUCCAACUACACAGGCGGCUCGGACUACGCCGCUAACCCCAGUAGCCCAGCAGGAAGACCCUCAAGACCUUCCAAAAAAGUUCAUAAUUUUGGGAAGAGAUCCAACUCUAUCAGGAGGAAUCCAAGUGCCCCAGUAAUCAAGAGAAACUGGCUUUAUAAACAGGACAGUACAGGGAUGAAGCUGUGGAAGAAGAGGUGGUUUGUGCUGUCUGACCUGUGCCUCUUCUACUACAGAGACGAAAAAGAGGAGGGGAUACUUGGCAGCAUACUCCUACCAAGCUUUCAUAUAUCUAUGCUGUCUGUGGAUGAUCACAUUAACAGAAAAUAUGCCUUCAAGGCAACACAUCCCAACAUGAGGACAUACUAUUUUUGCACAGACACAGCCAAAGAAAUGGAGUCUUGGAUGAAAGUAAUGACAGACGCUGCACUUGUGCACUCAGAGCCGGUCAAAAGGUUGGACCGGCUAAAAGUGGAGCAGUGUGGACCACAAGAGAUCAAUCAUGUGGCUAACCACAGGCCACCACUCACACAACCUGAAAUCCAAAACAAUGAACGCAACCGUGAGGUCGAUCUUGAGUGCACUGCCGCAGUCACCUCCACCACGGCAGAAGAAGAGAGGAAGCAGCUAGAUGCUGAGCGCUAUGGUUUCCAGAAGGAUGGGGAGGAGCGUGAACGUCCACUCACAAAGAUCAACAGCAUCAAACUGCAGCCAGCCCAGGCAGCAGCUGUCAAAGCUAACUUCACCUCGCCGCAGACUCCAACGGAGAUGGACGGGCCACACCAAGUUAAUGGAUCUGGCGAGCAGUCUCCAGCUGAUGGGACCGGAGUCCCUCCUCAGCGAAGUCCCACCCAUGAGCCAGACCGCACCCUGAGUAGGACCAGCUCUAUGCAGCAGCUGGAGCAGUGGGUUCGUACACAAAGAGGACGUAACCAGGAUGAUGACACCAGGAGCAUCACAUCAUACCAGACACUGCCUAGAAACAUGCCAAGCCAUCGGGUGCCCUAUAUGCCUCAUUAUGGAGAUGGCUACCGCAGUAUGCCCAGGAAUAGCAUGGCUCAGCGGGACAGCAUCUGUAGUAUGUCGCCAUCAUUGUACGACCAGGCCCUGGGUCCCUCGCCGGUUGACAAGCGCCGCUCCAUGCGCGAUGACACCAUGUGGCAGUUGUAUGAGUGGCAGCAGAGGCAGGCCUACUGCAGACAGCCGGGUCUCUACAGCAAUAUGGCCAGUCCCAAAACCAUGAUCAAUCUGUCAGAGCAUGCGGCGCCGAGUCACUCCAUCCCCCCCUCGCCCUCCCACGGCUCCCUGUCGAUGUACGGUGGCUACUCUCCAAUGCGAUCCUACAACAUGAACAGUGCUCAUUCCGAGGUUUCCUCCCCCAUCUACAGAAGAGACAUGAGCAUCGACAGACGGCACAGGCCUCAAGUCAACAAGUAUGCCUACCCACCUGAUAGGAGGUCUAUGCCUGUAGGGAUCCCAGUCCAGACUAUCACUGCCCAGUCUCUCCAAGGCAAAACACCUGAGGAACUGACUCUGCUGCUGAUAAAGCUGCGGCGGCAGCAGGCAGAGCUAAACAGUAUCCGGGAGCACACUGUAGCACAGCUUAUGCAACUAAACAUGGAUGGCGACAACCCAAAGAAUGACAUUCUCUCCCAUCACCUCCAAAGGAACCUCAUGUUUUUGGACAAUCAGCUGAGUCCAGAGGACUACAGAGAACAUGCCUAUACGUGUAUGCCAGAAGAGGUGGACAUUGAUACCAAACUUAGCAGGUUGUGUGAGCAGGAUAAAGUGGUGAGGACACAGGAAGACAAACUUCAGCAGCUGUACAGAGAGAAGCACACCCUGGAGACAGCACUGCUGUCAGCUAGCCAGGAGAUAGAGAUGGGCUCUGAUAACCCAGCUGCCAUGCAGAGCGUCAUCCAGCAGAGAGACUUACUGCAGAGCGGCCUGCUCAGCACCUGCAGAGAGCUGUCGAGAGUCACUGCUGAGCUGGAGCGGUCAUGGAGGGAGUAUGACAAGCUGGAAGGAGAUGUGACUCUGGCUAAGAACAACCUGCUGGAGCAGCUAGAAGCACUAGGAAGCCCUCAGACAGAGCCUCCCAGCCAGCAGCAUGUCCGCAUCCAGAAAGAGCUGUGGAGGAUUCAAGAUGUAAUGGAGGCCCUCAAUAAACACAAAGCUCAGAGAAAUGCUGUUGAUGGGAUGGGUUUCUAUGGGCCUAAGACCAACUUCAGUAAGCACAAAAAUGAGGAGGAGGACUCGGUACCCCCACGGCCACCCCUACCUCAGUCCUACGAGCCCAACCCCCCUACUGUGCCCCCUAUGCCCUCUCAUGCUGGUGUGCGCCCAUCAUCACUCCACAGGCCGGAGGACAGGAAGUCCAGUCACAGGAAUGGCACACACAGCGGUCCAGACUACAGGCUGUAUAAGAGUGAACCAGAGCUCACCACAGUAGCCGAAGUGGAUGAGAGCAAUGGAGAGGACAGAUCUGAACAUCCGUCUGAUAGAGAACAUUCUGGAAACAAAGGGAUGUCCUACCCAGUUGGCAUUGUCCCACCGAGAACCAAAUCUCCAGUGCCUGAGUCUUCCUCCAUAGCUUCAUAUGUCACAUUAAGGAAAAGCAAGAAGCCUGAUCCUAGGACGGAGCGUCCACGAAGCGCAGUGGAGCAGCAGCUGUGUGCUGUGGAGAGUGGCCGGCCCAGGAUGAGUGUGGAGGAGCAGCUGGAGAGGAUUCGUCGCCACCAGCAGGGAACCCUAAGGGAGAAGAAGAAAGGCCUCAGCAUCCGGGGUAGCAGCCAGGAGAACACACCCUCUCGCAGUCACUCAUUUACUAAAGAAAACCAUUUCCGCAGCAUGCAGUCCCAAAUGAGACGCAGAGAUGAGGUGAUGAGCAGUGACAUUCAGGAGCUGGAGGCCUCUCUCAGGCAACAGGAGGUGGUGAGGGAGCAGGAGACGCCCGCCGAGGAAAUUGCCCGUCUCAAAGAAGCUUCACAGGCUGACCACUUUAAUGUGGACCGAGAGCUUUCUGUGCCUGACAAAGUGCUGAUUCCUGAACGUUAUGUAGAGUCAGACCCUGACGAGGCUCUGAGCCCUGAGCAGGAGGCUGAUAAGCAGAGGAAAGUUGACCGCAUCAAAGCCCUCAUAGCAAAAAACAGCAUGCAAAAUGUGCUGCCUAGCAUGGCUCUAAGCCCAGAGGAGGAGACUGAAGAGGAGGUUACUGUACAGGAGAAAGAGAAGAUGAUUAAUAUCUCCUACGAGCUGGCAGCUGAGGCCUCCAAACGCAGCAAGCUGGUAGCAGUGAAAAGCCUGUCGUCCUCUUCCCCACCCCUUCCACAGUCUCCUAACACACCCCCUCAGCUCACUGAUGGGUCUCACUUCAUGUGUGUGUAGUAGCACCACACAGGCUCUGGCCUCAGUAAAAACAUACACAUGAAGGAAACAGCAGUAGAAGUAUAAAGAUGCCCCUGAAGACUUACCCAAGGACAUCAGCACAAGGCCACAGGCCCACAGAGAGUGAAACUGCCUACUCUGUCCUCUCGGGCCUUAACCUCUGACUUCUGUAUGCUCACUGUGACGUCUUAAGCUCUGAUGCCACAAAAAACUCUUUUCUCUGUGACAUUUCUCUGCAAUUGCCCCUAUUUUGGGGCGUCACACUCUCCUUAACCUGGUGAGACAGCUUUGAUUCUGUUGUUGCAGUUCCAUUUUCAGUUUUUACAAGGCUUUUAAGUUUAUUUUUAAUAUUUAUAUGGUUUUAUUAGGUUCUUGUUUGAAUAUGGGCUAAUGUCUGUCUGUAGAUAUAUAUGAGGCUAAUAGACAGAGCUCUGCUGUAAGCCUAAGGGCCCGUGAUUAAAUGUUUUUGGCCAUGCCACAUUUUCCAUUCAUGUUUCACCACCUGUCCAAAAAGGUUACAAGAAAACAUUUUCACAUCAUUUGAGUUCACUUAAGUCUUUUAUAAUUCACUCAAUUUGUUUUUCAGGCAUUGGUCAUCAGCCAACCAUUCAUAUUUAUCCAUUUAUUGUAAAGAACAUUUGUCGAUGCAAAACAUAGAGAUAUAGAUUCCUCCAUUAUAAUGAAAGGAGGAGCCACAUUAUUGCUGCAGACUAAGAUUAUUUGUAAUUUCUCCUAUUUCUGGGUUGUAAUUAUUUAAAAAUGGGAUCAUCUGCAGUCCCUGUGGCGUUGUUGCCGACAAUUGUGUGAAUGUUCUGGCUUAAGUCACUCUAUACUGUCUUUUUUUUUAUUGCUGAGAGAUCUAUUUAAUUGAAAGAUGGAAAAAAUCUGACUUUGGUUCUAUUUUAUGAUAUGUUGGUUUGAAGUCCUGUAACUAAAAAAAAAAAAGAUGAGCACAUGUAAAAAGCAAUAAAAAUGUUUGUGGAUCCAGGAUUAAUUUUUUUUGUGUGUACAAAGUGUAAUUAUCAGAGGUUUACUGUGUAUAUAAUGUACAUGGUACAGCAGGAUGGGAGGAUGUAUCCAAGAUAUGGUUACGUACUAGAUUUGAUUUGGAAAUGUUCAUAUCCCAUCUGUUUUAUAUCAUGUUAAAUAAAUGUUGCUGUUCUUAA
Molecule: messenger RNA, 5076 nt
Organism: Seriola dumerili (greater amberjack)
Lineage: Eukaryota; Metazoa; Chordata; Actinopteri; Carangiformes; Carangidae
Product: pleckstrin homology domain-containing family A member 5-like
Exons: 28
Coding region: 152-3910 (1252 amino acids)
Cellular component (GO): cytosol
Molecular function (GO): phosphatidylinositol-3-phosphate binding; phosphatidylinositol-5-phosphate binding; phosphatidylinositol-3,5-bisphosphate binding
Source: RefSeq, a predicted model, not a curated record